GUUAAGAGUUAAAUAGAAAUUACUUUAUUGCACACCUGUAGAAAAUCAUUUUACUGUUCUAGAGGAGAAAUAUGACUUUUUUCGAUUUUUGCAGUAUUCCAUUAUUCAAGCUGAAAUCUUCACUGUAAUCCAUAUUCGUUUUGAUUCAUCAUUCCAACUCACUGAACUAAAGGAGCGUAAAAGAAUUCAAGAUUUCAUUAUACCAGUCCACAGAUGAUAAAGUUCCACUUAGAUGUAAGAUUUAGGAAUGCCUAAGGAAGUCCUUAUUCAAAGAUGCCUCAGUUUUGCAAUGAAAACCUUCACGAGACAGAAAGUAACAGUGAAAGAAAUUCCAAGACUGACAGUCCCUAUAAAAAUGGCACGAAACAUUGAGAAAGUUAAGUUAAAGAAAAUAAUUCAGGAAGAGGCUCUGAGAAAACAAAGGAAAGGUGCUCUGCUGAUUACCUGUAAAAAUAAGAAAUAUAAUUUCCAUGUGAAUGGGAAAUUUGAUGAGAACAACCCAAGGGAACUGGCUUCACAUGGAUGGAAGCAUUAUAAGUCGGCCAUGGCCAGGGAUUUCUUCACCAUCAAUGCUCAUGGAAUGAAUCCUGCUGUUUUAAAAGACACGGAACAGUGUGGAUUUUCAGAUUUGAAGAUUGGUGAGGAAUUGUGUCAGAGAUUGAAGGCAGUAGGGAUAGAAAUCCCUACAGAUGUGCAGAGAAAGACAAUACAAGAGAUACUGCAAGGGAAGAAUGUUAUGUGUGCUGCUCAGACUGGAAGUGGAAAAACUCUUGCCUAUUUACUACCCAUCAUGGAGAAUAUUUUGAGACAGAAAUCUUACAGUUUGAGACAGUUCCCCGAUGAUGAAGAUACAAACUCUCCCCGAGCUCUUAUACUGGUUCCCUCCAGGGAACUAGCUCAACAACUAAUGGAUGUAGCUGCUUUGUUUGAGGAUUUGCUGGUGUUUAGAGCAUGGACUGGUGGAUCCCAUACAAUGGCUAAAGCAAAAUACACAAGACGUGAGCCCAUUGAUGUACUUAUAUCAACCCCUGGAGCUCUUAAGAUGUUUCUGACUUUAGGUAAAGUUAGACCUUCCCAGCUGCAGCAUGUUGUGUUGGAUGAAGCUGACACUCUAUUGGAUGAUAGCUUUUUCCAUGAUAUCAGAUUUAUUUUCACAAAAUUACAUGUACAUGGAGGAAAAGCCAUUCAGAACCAGGGGUCCUCUGGCAUCCAGAUCAACUUAGUCAGUGCCACUAUGCCCAGGGACCUACAAAAUAACAUAGGCUCAAUGAUAUCGAUUGAUAGUAUUGCGAAAGUUACAUCCAGAUGUCUUCAUUCCCUUCUUCCACACAUUACACAAACAUUUAUAAGGCUGAGGAAAUCUGAUAAACCUGGUGAAAUUCUGAAGAUAGCUAGAUAUAACCUGGAAAAUAAGGUUCCUUCUAUGAUCUUCUGUAAUCACAGUAAGACCAGUUACUUUGUCAUGAAAUUCCUGGAGGAAAACAAUAUCCCAAGUAUAAUAUUAAACGGAGAGAUAAAAACACAGUACAGAGAAGGAAAGUUUGAAGAGUUUCAGAGAGAGAUGUCUGAUAUAAUUGUGUGUACUGAUGUGGCAUCUAGAGGUCUGGACACUAUUAGGACCAGGCAUGUAGUAAACUAUGAUUUCCCUGACUUUGUAUCGGACUACAUUCAUCGCAGUGGGCGGGUUGGUAGAAUUGGGUCACAAGGUCACGGAACAGUUACCAGCUUCAUCUCUGAAAAGUGGGAUGUGGAUCUGCUCUGGAAAAUAGAGACAGCGGUAAGAAGGGGCCAAACUCUACACAACGUGAACGCAAACAUAAAACGAAAAUUAGAAGGAGCGGAAGAUUCGUGGUGAUCAGCUGUCAUAUCUAAAGUUGCAAACUCCAGUUUAAUAUUUUAUCUGUUUAUGAUAUUUAAGAUAUUGAGCAAAAAAUUUGCUUUUUUAUGGAGAAUAAUAUUUUAGAAACUUUA
Molecule: messenger RNA, 1971 nt
Organism: Saccostrea cuccullata (small rock oyster)
Lineage: Eukaryota; Metazoa; Mollusca; Bivalvia; Ostreida; Ostreidae
Product: probable ATP-dependent RNA helicase DDX28
Exons: 16
Coding region: 248-1855 (535 amino acids)
Molecular function (GO): mRNA binding; ATP binding
Source: RefSeq, a predicted model, not a curated record